CACUUUUGCUUACUUUCCAAUUCUUUUGCCGCUCUCAUCUCUCUAGCAAAUAAAAUAAGAAAAAAACAAGAAGUAGGUAAGAGACCAUUUUUUUUAGUUCCUGUUGUUUUUUUCUUUCAAAUAGCUCUGCAAAUUCAAAUGCUUUAAACUGGAGCUCCUUCCCAUUUUCUCUCAAACCCAACAACUGGGUCAUCUUUAUCACCGCAAUUAUCUUCAACUUUCAGGAAAGAACCAGAAUAUAUCACCCAAAAAAAAAAAAAUUCAUUGCCGUGGUUCUCAUCCCAUCAAACCACAAUAUCCACACAAAAGCCAACCACCAUAAAAGAAACCAGAUUCAGAAAACCCAUAACCCACUCCACUAGAACAGUACCGCAAGAAUUCGUUAAUACUGAUCUCACCCCAUCGUUCCAAAGCUGUUGCCCACAGCCAUCACAAGCUGCCAGAAGGGCUAGCCGCCACAACCACAACACCAUCGGAAGCCUCAGCCUCGCAUGCCGCUAGUUCUACUGCAACGCCAAACCUGCAUCUAUCCAAUAUCAAAGGACCGAAAGCACAUUAAGACGGAGACCCCAAGUGGGGAGAGUGGGAACACGUAUAAUGGAGCAAUAUGAAAUUCUAGAGCAGAUUGGGAAAGGUUCUUUUGGUUCUGCUCUUCUUGUGAGGCAUAGACAAGAAAAAAAGAAGUAUGUGUUGAAAAAGAUCCGUCUUGCUCGCCAGACUGAUAGGUCUCGCAGAUCUGCGCACCAGGAGAUGGAGCUUAUUUCUAAAGUACGGAAUCCAUUUAUUGUAGAGUACAAAGAUUCCUGGGUGGAAAGGGGUUGCUUUGUAUGCAUUGUCAUAGGAUAUUGUGAAGGAGGAGACAUGGCAGAGGCUAUCAAAAGGGCCAAUGGUGUUCAUUUUCCUGAAGAGAAACUUUGCAAGUGGCUUGUUCAACUCCUCAUGGCACUUGAUUACUUGCAUGCUAACCAUAUUCUUCACCGUGAUGUCAAGUGCUCAAAUAUAUUUCUAACAAAAGAUCAAGACAUACGUCUAGGUGAUUUUGGCCUUGCUAAGAUGUUAACUUCUGACGAUCUUGCUUCCUCGGUUGUGGGAACCCCAAGCUACAUGUGCCCUGAGCUUCUUGCUGAUAUACCAUAUGGUUCCAAAUCAGACAUAUGGUCUUUAGGAUGCUGUAUAUAUGAAAUGACCGCUCACAGGCCUCCAUUUAAAGCUUAUGAUAUGCAAGCUCUGAUUAACAAAAUAAACAAAUCUAUUGUUUCCCCCCUUCCAGCCAUGUAUUCUGGUGGAUUUCGAGGGCUCAUCAAAAGCAUGCUGCGGAAAAAUCCAGAACUCAGACCAAGUGCUGCAGAGUUGCUCACUCACCCACAUCUUCAACCAUACAUCCUUAAAAUUCAUUUAAAACUGAAUAGCCCUACACGGAAUACAUUCCCAGUUCAAUGGUCUGAUUCCAACUACAUAAAGAGAACAAGAUUUGUGGAGCCAGAAACAAUUUCUAUUCAUUCUGUCCAAGAGAAGGGGAGGUCAUUCAGCAAUGACAGGACCUUGAAUCCUAGUAUAUCUGGAACUGAACAAGACUCCCUAUGUUCUUCUCAAAGAGCAGAUGACUUUGCAGGCUUGAAUCAAAAGUUCAUAGAAUUAUCUGUUGGUUGUGGCCUGUACAAAGAAUAUGAUAUUGACGAGUCAAUAACCACAAAGUUUUCUAGUGUUUCCCAAAUCCCAAGAUUGACACCGAGAACAGUUUUUGCUACACCAAGGAAACAGACACUGCCAUCAAAGAAAUCCCACAUGGGUUCAAAACGUGACUCACUUCCGAUGUCACAAACUCCAGUGAGAAGAUCUACUCAUCCAACACGAAGAGCAUCUCUUCCAUUGCCAACAAGAGUUGUGGCUUCAGAAACUCCUUACAAAGCCAACGUUGGUUUCCUUCACAGCAUGGACUCUCCAGAUGUUUCUGUCAAUGCCCCACGGAUUGACAAGAUGGCUGAAUUCCCCUUAGCUUCUUCUGAAGACCCUCUCUUUCCAAUCCGCCAAACUUCAUCAUCUGCACAGUACUCUUCUACCUCACCAGAUAGUGCUAAUCGUUCAAUCACAAAGGACAAGUGCACUGUCCAAGUAGUGGAAAAAAACUUUGUCAAGCCUAGUUUCACUGAUGCCAGCCAUGGAGCUGCAAGGAAUGGCAGUGAAUGCUCUGAGCAUAAUCCACAAACUGGUGUUUCAAGUCGUUCUUCUUCUGAAUCACAACAGCGCCGUUUUGACACCUCCUCGUUCCAGCAACGUGCUGAGGCAUUGGAAGGGCUGCUUGAGUUCAGUGCACGACUCCUACAACAAGAAAGGUUUGAGGAGCUUGGCGUGCUGUUGAAGCCAUUUGGGCCGGAGAAGGUUUCUCCAAGGGAAACUGCAAUAUGGUUGACUAAGAGCUUCAAGGAGACAGCAGCUUAACUGAAAAUACUGUUGCCAUGUGAUUCUUGCAGAUGUACGUUAUUUCUAUGUUUGACAUUUGAAAAUUGAAAAAGUAUCUAUAAGUCUUCAUCUUGAAGGCAAUAUGUAAGUCUGCUGUGUUCUGUAUGAUUGCUUAUUUGAUGAAAGUACUGUAGAAAAGAAGGGAGAAAAGAUUUUGUGUGCGCGCGAGGCCUGCCAAAAUAAGCCGAAAGCUGGCUUUAUUUGCGCUUUGCCAAAUGCACACUGAUAAUGUGAAUUGAGUUUUUUUCUUA
Molecule: messenger RNA, 2711 nt
Organism: Quercus robur (English oak)
Lineage: Eukaryota; Viridiplantae; Streptophyta; Magnoliopsida; Fagales; Fagaceae
Product: serine/threonine-protein kinase Nek2
Exons: 16
Coding region: 598-2439 (613 amino acids)
Biological process (GO): protein phosphorylation
Molecular function (GO): ATP binding; protein kinase activity
Source: RefSeq, a predicted model, not a curated record